Messenger RNA from Blepharisma stoltei, 2116 nucleotides. The record is from the annotation of a GenBank genome assembly. NCBI's taxonomy places the organism in Eukaryota, Ciliophora, Heterotrichea, Heterotrichida, Blepharismidae.
AUGAUGACGAAGAAAUGUUUCGAGUCUGGGUGUACGAAUGAGGUUGAGUAUUCAUGCAAAUGCUCUUCUCCUAAGACUUUAUCUUGUGAAGUGCACAUUGGAAAGCAUGUAAACUUGCCUGAUAGAGUUCAUAACCUUGAAUCAAUGUUUAUCCAGCCUUGCGAAGGCACAAAAGAAGCAAUUCUUGAAUUCCUUACAAUAGAAAAUUCAAAAUGCAGCGAGCUGAGAAGAAAAAUCAUAGAUUCCUUUAAUAAGUGUCCAUUUAACUUAAAGAGAAAUUUAAGAGAUUUCAGAAAAAAAUUGGAUGAUUGCUCAGGUGAGAUAAAUGAUUUAUUUGCAAAAAUUUCCCAGGUUAAAAAAGUAUCAAAGCUAGAGCAAGAUCCAAUAUUAGGAUUAUUGGUUUUACAGCCUGGAGAAGCUGCUGAGAAAGUAAAAUUGAUGAUCAUAGCCAUGAAAGAUUGGUACAACGGUGCAAGAUUCUUUUAUAUAAUCGCUGAAAAGUUAGCGAGUUUAAAUAGAUCCUUUGCUAAAGAAAAAGGCGAUGCAUAUCUAGAAAAUAUGAAUAUGCAAAAUACUCCUGAAACGGAUAAUAAAACCAUAGAGUCAGCAAACGUUAAGGAUUCGGUUUCCUCGAUAAUGAAUGAAAACAGUGAGAGUUUAAAAGGGCCUGAAAACGCAAGCAAGUGAAUAAAAAAAAGCCUAAAAAGUGAGGCAAGUUUGCUUUAUUCUAAAAUAAGCGCUGUUUCUAAUUAUCUCAACAGUGAACCCAAGGAAACAGAAAGUGCUUUAAACCUUAUAGACACCUUAAGAAAUAAAACUGCUGAGAUAAUGAGUAGACCAAAUGAUUCAGAAAUAGAGAUGGAUUUCAAUACAACUUGCUCAGCAAUUCAUAUCCAUUCUCUUUUUUAUUAUCCACCACUAAGGCAAGCUUGCCAAGAUUAUUUUAAAGCUUAUCAACAAAAAACAUCUAUUUAUAAUGUUAUAAGAGAUGAGGAUGACAGAACCAAUUUAAUUAUUUAUAGCACUGAAACUGAAGCCCAAGAAAUUAAAAUCUUGCAUACCCCAGACCCACUAGACAGCUGCACUUGCAUAACUCAACUUCCAAAUGGCAAGCUAUUCUGUUUUGGUAAUUAUGAUUUUGGAGUUACAGUGCUAAUUGAUGUAAAUGGUGAAUCUGAAGUGUUGCCAUCUGGAACUCCUUGCAGAGAGUCGUCAUGUAUCUAUUUCAACAAUAGCGUCUAUUGCUUUGGAGGAUAUUAUAAUGAUUCUUUAACUCUAUCGAGUAGAUUUGAUUUGGAUCAAAAGCGAUGAAUUGAAUUAAUUCCAAUGCCAGAAAAUGAUUAUAGUUGCAAUAGUAUAGUAUUUAAUGGAAAUAUUUUGAUUUCUGGAUAUCGAAAUAGAAAUCUUUGGUUAUACUCAAUUGAUAUUGACUCUUUCUCGACGAUUCCUUAUGAGUUUGCAAAGAAGAAAAGAAAGAUCCUAAUCAAUGCAGAGAGAAUAUAUUUGAUUGAAUGCGGCAAUGGGUCAAUCUAUGAAAGCGAAAUUGGAAGCUACUCGAAUUGGAGAAGAAUAGGAAAAUCAAAAAUCAAUUGUAAUCCUGAUCAAGUGUAUUUUUCAUAUAAUAAAGGAGGAAUAUGCAUCUCAGUUCUUUUUGGAUCAAUUAGAGAAUAUUAUUAUUUUAAUAUAGAUCAAAAAAUCAUUAUUGAUGUUGCUUACUAUGAUGAGCAUAUCUCACUUAGAAGAGUAGGUAAAAAGAUUCAAGUAUUAAGGAGCGAUAAUCAGAAUUUUAAGAUCGAUCCUUAUUAUCUGGAUGAAUGCAAUGCAAAAGAUAUUGAUCUAAAGACUUUAGAUAGAAUCAAACGCUAUGACGAAAAAAUUUAAAUUCCAUCCAAAAGAUGGUUUUUUUUUACAAAAAUAAAGGCAGUGCUUUUUAUAAUUUAAAGCGAUAUCUAGAAGCAAUCGAAUGCUAUGACGAAGCAAUCAAACUCAAUCCAAAGGAUGCUUAUUUUUACUAUAGGAAAGGAUAUACUUUACAUGAAUUAGGAAGAUAUCCAGAAGCAGUAGAAAGCUAUGACGAAGCAAUCAAAAUCAUGCCAAACAUAGCCAAGUUUUAUAA